Messenger RNA from Cordyceps militaris CM01, 1371 nucleotides. Its product is annotated as 37S ribosomal protein MRP4. Lineage: Eukaryota; Fungi; Ascomycota; Sordariomycetes; Hypocreales; Cordycipitaceae. The transcript is spliced from 3 exons. Bases 1 to 1371 code for a protein of 456 amino acids. The record is from RefSeq and is a predicted model, not a curated record. Gene Ontology annotation, biological process: translation. Gene Ontology annotation, cellular component: ribosome; mitochondrial small ribosomal subunit. Gene Ontology annotation, molecular function: structural constituent of ribosome.
AUGGUAAUACGCAACGCUGCAGUGCGGCAUGGCCGCCGUCAAUUGGCCGCCCCUGUUGGCCGCUCCGUGCUCCUGCGCCAUCUCACGACCGCGACCGCCACGCCCACGACCCAAGCAUGGCCCGGCGCGCCGACCGAGCAGCCGCCUUCACCGCCGAAGCUCUUCUCCGCGUCCAAGAAGAAGCAGCGCCGCGACAAUGCCUCCAUCAGCCUUAGCACCAACACCGGCCACGAGCACCACGGGCCGCAGUGGACGCGGUCCCACCAGGGCCGCACCCCGAAGCAGCAGUACGCCGAGUUUGAGCGGGUGCAGCGGGCGACGCGGGCGACGGGCACGUUGCUCGAGCGGCGCUACGUGCCGUCGGAGCUGAUUGCGCACCCGCCCGCGCCCGAGGACGUGUCCCUGGAGCUGCUCCUGGCCUCGCAGACGCACAUGGGCCACAACACGUCGCUGUGGAACCCGGCCAACGCGAGGUACAUCUACGGCGCCCGCCAGGGCAUCCACAUCAUCUCGCUCGAGGCCACGGCGGCGCACCUGCGCCGCGCUGCCCGCGUCGUUGAGGACGUGGCGUACCGCGGCGGUCUCGUCCUGUUUGUCGGUAACCGCCCGGGCCAGAUGGAGAUUGUCACACGCGCGGCGGAGUUGGCGCGCGCGUGCCACUUGUAUACCAAGUGGAUUCCGGGGAGUAUUACGAACCGUGACGUGAUUCUCAAGAACAAGGGUGUCAAGGUGGUCGACGGCAAGGACGGGGAGCUAGAGGGGUUUGACGGGUACAAGAACAGCGCGCGCCCUCUGGUGCCGGACCUAGUUGUGUGCUUGAACCCCACGGAGAACUAUACACUGCUGUACGAAUGCGGGUUGGCAAGCGUGCCUACCAUUGGUGUCAUCGAUACCAAUGCCAACCCUACAUGGGUAUCAUAUACGAUUCCCGCCAACGACGAUAGUCUGCGAUCGAUUGCCGUCAUCGGCGGUGUGCUGGCCCGUGCCGGUCAGCGAGGCCAAGAGCGCCGUCUCGCCGAUGCCAAGAACGGCAACGUGACGUGGCAGACACCCCCAUCGCUGGCGAGCCAGAUCAAAAGAGACAUCAAGGUGGCUGUAAACCAGCGCAAGGAGGUCAUGGGCCGCAUGCAGGCCAACCUCGUAGGCUUCACCGAGGAGGAGCUCGAAAUUCUGCAGACCGAGUACGACGGCGCUGCCAAGUCGGUCAGCGAGGCGGACAUGGUCAACAUGAUGGCCGAGGCGUCCGUGCAAGAGACGGCCGAGGAAGAUGCGCCCGCCGCAGACCUGGCGAGCGACAUCGCGGCGCGUCUGGACCAGGCCAAGGGCCACGCUUCUGCACUCGAGGCUGAGAUUGCAGAGAUUCGCAAGUAA